Molecule: messenger RNA, 1784 nt
Organism: Pyrgilauda ruficollis (rufous-necked snowfinch)
Lineage: Eukaryota; Metazoa; Chordata; Aves; Passeriformes; Passeridae
Gene: IL18RAP
Product: interleukin 18 receptor accessory protein
Exons: 10
Coding region: 13-1776 (587 amino acids)
Biological process (GO): interleukin-18-mediated signaling pathway
Molecular function (GO): interleukin-1 receptor activity; interleukin-18 receptor activity
Source: RefSeq, a predicted model, not a curated record
ACAGAAAGCAAGAUGAUUAUUAAAGAAAAUGUCUCUGAAUAUCAGCCAAAAUUGAUAAAGAAAAUAAUGCUCACUUUGUGCUGGAUACUAACACUAUUUGUCAGUGGGGUAGAAGUUACAGAGAUUAACUUGCCAGGAUGUUCCCAUGUUGAACCUCACAUAUGGUAUCGUGCAAUUAAUGGUGAGGAGUUUGUUCUACAAUGUGCUUUACCAGAUAGAGAUGCCACCAACAUUUAUAACAACUCACCUCUAAAUCAACAUAGGGUGAAAUGGUUCUGGCAUCAGAAAGAUAAAGAGACACUGAAGUCUAUCGAGGAAAGCUCAAAUCUGACUUUCCAAGGGGAUGCACUUUGGUUUAAACCGAUAAGGGACAGCGCUUCUGGAGUGUACAUCUGCAGGAUAUGGGGAAAAAUCCCAUGCCUCAAAAUUGUUUUGGAUGUUCAAACAAAGAAGGCAGCAAAAUGUUCAGGUUAUGACACAAAUAUUCUAUAUCUGCUUGCUGGCCGUGGGAAUUCAAUAACCUGUCCUGGGACAAAAUGUUACAGCCACAUAAAAAAGCCAGAUGUGAAAUGGUACAAGGAUGGCCACCAGAUAAAAUACAGGAAAAGUAGACCAAGCCUAAAGCUUAAGCAGAAUGAAAUCUACUUGAAUCCAACCUAUGACAAAGAUGCUGGAAUUUAUGUGUGUGAUUAUACUCUAUCUGACAACAUUACCGAGUGGACAGUGAGAACAGCAGUAACAGUAGAAGUCAUUGCAAAAAACACUAUUCAUCCACCAAGCCUUUUGUAUCCUAAUGGUGUUGUGAUCCUUGAAGCAGAAGUUGGCAAGCCACUUGAAUUGGAAUGUCGUGUACAGUUUGGGUUUGAAACAGUUUCUCCAAUGAGGGUAACAUGGAAACGAAACAACGAAGAGAUUGUAAAUGAGAAAUUGAAUCAGGAAACAACUGUCUAUCCAAAGGGUUUGAAGGGGCACACACUUCUUCACGUUGCAACUUUGAAGGAAGUUACUGAAAAGGACCUCAGAAGCAGCUUCACAUGCUUUGCUGAGAAUUCAGUGGGGAAUGCCACUGCUGUGAUCCAGCUGAAAAGAAAGAAGAGAGUGUUGUUCUUAUAUGUACUAUGCAGUGCCAUUUCUACUAUAUUUGCAUUUGUUUUGUGCACUGCCUUUAUUUACCAGCACUGGAUUGAAAUAGUGCUGACGUAUCGAAGUUGUCUGGUCCACAACAAAAGCACAGAAGAUGGCAAGGAAUUUGACGCGUUCGUAUCCUAUGCAAAACUAAACCCUUCUGAAAGUGACUCUGCUUUAAUUAGCGAGGAAAAAUUUGCCCUGGAGCUUCUUCCAGAUAUGCUAGAAAAUAAAUAUGGAUACAAGUUAUGUAUUCUUGAAAGAGAUAUUCUUCCGGGAGGAGCAUACACAGAUGAAGUUGUAACAGCUAUUAAACACAGCAGACGGGUAAUAAUCAUUUUGAGCCCAGCCUAUGUCAGUGGACCAAGCAUCUUUGAACUGCAGGCAGCGGUGAACUGUGCAUUGGAAGAUAAAGGGAUCAAACUGGUAUUAAUAAAGUUCCAGGAUUUCCAGGAGCCAGAGACUUUGCCUCCAGUAGUGAAGAAAGCACUUCGGAUUUUACCAAUUGUUACCUGGAAGUCUUCCAUUUCUGCUGCUCCACACAAGAAGUUCUGGAAAUACAUGCGUUACCACAUGCCAAUGAAAACUACUAAGAGGCUGGAAAAUUUCAGCCUCAAGGGCUUCUCCCAGAGGUUAUUCAGACUGGUAUAGAUAGGAGA